Molecule: messenger RNA, 1974 nt
Organism: Eutrema salsugineum
Lineage: Eukaryota; Viridiplantae; Streptophyta; Magnoliopsida; Brassicales; Brassicaceae
Exons: 10
Coding region: 190-1791 (533 amino acids)
Source: RefSeq, a predicted model, not a curated record
GUCGGUUUCACUUACUAAUUUUCUAACUCAUUUUCCCGGAAAGUUACAAAUGCAUAUUCCUUUUCCAGGUUUUCAAGUCACAGAAACAUAAGAGUCGAAGCAAAAAAAAAGGCUGGAGCUUUGGCUAUUUUAGGUUCCUCGAAACAUGAUAUUGACUUUCUGAGUAAGAUAAUUCUAAAGUGUGAGAAAAUGAUGGCUCUGAUGAAUUGUGCUUCUUCAUCUUUCUCUUCCUCUCCUACUUCAUCUUCUUCUUCUUCUUCUGCAUCUUCUUCUUCUUCUUCUUCUCCGAGGAACAGAGAGAGCAUGGUUCUGCAGAGUGUUGUUGAUGCGUCACUUCCCAGUUUCGCUUCCGACAGCAAACUUAUUUUACCACUUGAGAAGACUUUAAUAACCCAAAAAAAUCCCAAUCUCCGCCUGAUCCCAAAGUCUUCAGAAGAAUUGAAGAAGGAAAUUGCUUCAAUCGAGUCAGAGAUUCUUCAAAUGGAAAGAUAUUUAUUAUCUCUCUACAGAAAAUCAUUCGAACAGCAAAUUUCUUCCUUCUCUAAUCUCUCUGCAACAACAACUUUACCUCGCUCAGUGACUACUUCACCAUCAUCACUAACACUUUCAAACCACUUUUAUCAAGCUUACGAAAAACCAAUUUCGUAUCCUCGGAGUUUCCACACUAGUUUAAAAGCCUUAUCUUCAAGGGAAGGGGUUAGAGAAGUUUCUGGUAAUCAGAGUCUGGGAGAGCUUCUAGGAUCAUCUCAUUUAGUUGAUGAUCACAACCUUGUAAACCCGAAUAAACUCUCUGAAGAUAUCAUGAGAUGCAUUUCCUCUGUAUAUUGUACACUUUCAAGAAGCUCAACAAGAAAGAAUUCCGCUUAUUUCUCUGCUUCUCCGCUUUCUUCAGUAUCGAAUUCAUCAACCAUUUUCUCUUCCAAAUCCAAUUAUGAUGAUAAACGGAGCCUGCAUUUUGCUAGUGACGAUCAUUUGAUGAAUCACAGUCUAGAUCAAGGCAAUCUUUUGCCUUGUGGUGCUCUUGUAAUCGAGGCUCUUAAAGUACACUUGGAUGAUGGUAGUUUCAGUUACGCUGCUCUUAUGCUGCAAAACUUCAGAUCAUUGGUUCAAAGUCUUGAGAAAGUUGAUCCAAGUAGAAUGAAACGUGAAGAAAAGCUUGCGUUUUGGAUUAACAUUCACAAUGCUCUUGUGAUGCAUGCUUACUUAGCUUAUGGAACUCACAACCGCGCAAGAAACACUUCGGUUUUGAAGGCAGCUUAUGAUGUUGGAGGCUAUCGCAUAAACCCAUUCAUCAUCCAAAGCUCAAUUUUAGGAAUCAGACCUCAUUACUCAUCACCAUCACCUUUACUCCAGACGUUGUUUUCGCCUUCAAGAAAGUCGAGAACUUGCAGUGUUAGACACAUUUACGCAUUGGAGUAUCCCGAGGCUUUAGCUCAUUUCGCCAUUUCUUCAGGGGCAUUCACAGAUCCUACGGUUCGGGUCUACACCGCGGAUAGAAUCUUCCGGGAUCUAAGACAAGCGAAGAAAGAGUUUAUCAGAAGUAAUGUUCGUGUUCACAAAGGGACAAAGAUAUUGUUGCCAAAGAUUUUUCAGCAUUACGUUAAAGACAUGUCAAUGGAUUUGUCUAAGCUCAUGGAAUCAACAGCUGAGUGUUUACCGGAGAAUGCGAGGACGAUUGCUGAGAAAUGUCUGAAGGAGAAGAAGAUUAAGAAUUUUGAGUGGUUACCGGAAAAUUUGAGUUUCCGGUAUGUUAUCGCCGGAGAAUUGGUCGGAGGAAGAAAUAAGACGUGAUUGUUUAUUCAUACAAGUUUUGUUUUUGGCCUCAUAAUGUGAUUAAAUAAGUCAGUUACAAUUAGUGUUCAAGUUCAAGUUUUUGUUUUUUGAGACUCAUGUAGUAAAGCAAGAGUUUUUUUUUUCAGGCGAGAGAAAAUUGUAAAACUGUUUAUGCACUUUGCGUAAUCGUCUAAUACCAGA